UACUCUGCACAAGAACAAGGCUGGAGAUACUUCAACUCCAGUCUUUACUACAUCUCUACUGAGAAGAAGAGCUGGAGUGAGAGCAGACAGUUCUGCAGAGAGAGAGGAGCAGACCUGCUGAUCAUAAACAGCAGAGAAGAACAGGAGUUCAUCAGUAAAGAAUUUGGCAGCACUGAAGCUUGGAUUGGUCUGACAGACAGUGACACAGGGGAGGUCUGGAAAUGGGUGGACAACUCAGCUUUGACCACUGCUUUCUGGUUGAAGGGGGAGCCCAAUGAUUUUGGAGGAAAGGAGGACUGUGCUGUAACUGGCUAUAAAGGUGCUGGUCAUCAAUGUGUUUAUUGA
Colossoma macropomum (tambaqui) is the source of this 345-nucleotide messenger RNA. Its product is annotated as C-type lectin domain family 4 member F-like. The annotation marks the transcript as partial. The transcript is spliced from 3 exons. The record is from RefSeq and is a predicted model, not a curated record. Lineage: Eukaryota; Metazoa; Chordata; Actinopteri; Characiformes; Serrasalmidae.